Messenger RNA from Tarenaya hassleriana, 1842 nucleotides. RefSeq names its product pentatricopeptide repeat-containing protein At5g18390, mitochondrial. Gene Ontology annotation, molecular function: protein binding. The record is from RefSeq and is a predicted model, not a curated record. The transcript is spliced from 2 exons. NCBI's taxonomy places the organism in Eukaryota, Viridiplantae, Streptophyta, Magnoliopsida, Brassicales, Cleomaceae. Bases 193 to 1575 code for a protein of 460 amino acids. Gene Ontology annotation, biological process: RNA splicing.
ACUGAAUUUUGGGAUUUUAUAGUAAGGGCACAAAAAAGAGACGCUAGGGUUUUCUUUACCGAAACGCACCGUUUCACCAAUCUGUUUAUUAAAAUUUUUUUUCACCACAAUACAAUCUCGAGCUUGGACGCAAACAAGAUUUAUAUUAAAAUUAAAAUUUGCUUGUGGAAAACUGAAUCUUCCGACGAGAAAAUGUUCCUCCUCCUCCGCCGGCCCCGGAGAAGCUUCUUCUCGGCCAUCUCCGGCGACUCCUCUGGCUUCGCCUGCUAUCUCCGCCGCUUCUCUGCCAUCCAGCCUAUCCAAUGCUCCGAUCCCGUCCCGACCAAAGGCGACUACUUCGCCGCGAUCAGUCGACAGUUGAACAUCGUCCGCCGCGAAAUUCACCCGGAGAAGGCGCUGAACCGCCUCCGCCCCCCUGGGCCCUCCGAGUUCGUAUUCCGAGUCCUUCGUGCCCCUUCCCGCUCCGCCAACGACUCUAUCCGCUUCUUCAACUGGGCUCGCUCGAACCCUAGUUACACUCCGACCUCCAUGGAAUUCGAAGAGUUCGCCAAAACACUAGCUUCGCAUCAGAAGUACGAGUCGAUGUGGAAGACUCUGAAGCAGAUGAAGGAUCUCUCUCUGGCCAUCUCUGGCGAGACUCUCUGCUUCAUCAUCGAGCAGUACGGCAAACACGGGCAUGUCGAUCAGGCCGUGGAGCUCUUCAACCGCGUACCAAAAACCCUAGGCUGCGAGCAGACCGUUGAGGUCUACAAUGCGUUACUCCACGCACUUUGCGACGUCAAGAUGUUUCACGGAGCAUACGCAUUGAUUCGCCGGAUGGUAAGGAAGGGCGUGAAGCCGGAUAAGCGGACAUACGCCAUUCUGGUGAAUGGAUGGUGUUCGGCUGGGAAAAUGAGAGAGGCUCAGGAGUUUCUUGACGAAAUGAGUCGCAAGGGAUUUAAUCCGCCGGCUCGUGGACGUGAUUUGCUCAUCGAAGGAUUGUUAAACGCAGGAUACUUGGAAUCUGCAAAAGAAAUGGUGAAGAAGAUGACCAAAGGAGGGUUCGUGCCCGACAUUGAGACAUUCAAUUCACUGAUCGAAGCUGUAUCGAAUUCCGGGGAAGUCGAGUUCUGCAUUGAGAUGUAUUACACUGCCUGCAAGUUAGGGCUUUGCAUGGAUAUAAACACUUACAAGAUACUCAUUCCCGCAGCUUCGAAGAUUGGAAAUAUUGAAGAAGCCUUCCGGUUGCUGAACAAUUGCGUGGAAGAUGGGCAUAAGCCAUUUCCAAGCUUGUACGCACCGAUAAUCAAGGGGAUGUGCAGGAAGGGAAUGUUUGAUGACGCGUUUAGCUUCUUCAGCGACAUGAAGGUGAAGGCUCACCCACCGAACCGGCCAGUUUACACGAUGGUUAUAACGAUGUGCGGUCGCGGAGGGAGGUACGUGGAUGCAGCCAAUUACCUGGUGGAGAUGACUGAGGUGGGUCUGGUUCCGAUUUCACGCUGCUUUGAUAUGGUGACUGAUGGGUUGAAAACCGUAGGCAAGUACGAUCUGGCUAAGCGCAUAGAACAGUUGGAGGUUCGGCUUAGAGGGGUUUGAGAAUGUGAAAUUGUGAGAGAUAUAUAGCCUCUUUCCCCUUCAGCUUGUGAGAUGCUACUGCUGUUUUGUGUGCAUGGUUCCAGCCAAUGGCUGGGCAGAACCAGCUGGGAACCAGCUGGGUUCAUUGAGUUCAGUUCAGUUCUGCUUCAUAGGCAUUGAUACGGCCACUGUAAGUCUGUAACAUAUCUGGGGACUCUUCAGUUCUGCUUCAUUGCUGUUUAGAAUGGAACUGCCAGAAGCAUAAUCAAAUAUAAUACCGUUUGGAAA